UGGCCCAGUGGAGAAUUAGGGUGCGCAGUCCAGUUGCCCUCCCAUUGAAAGUCAUGAAACUCAUCUUCUCAAUUAAGCAUGUCCACUUACCGACCACCUCACUGUCUAAGACAUAGGAGAUGAUGCUUAAAAGCAUCCGUUUCCACCUGGAAAUCGACAAACCCAGCCUCGAUAAUCCAUUCCGUCGCCCUGACCAUCACUGAUAACUCAGCCUCAUCACUGGAGCUGGCUUGAAUUACAAACGUAGCUGUACACAACAAAUCUCCCUGUUGAUUCCUAUGAAUCGCGCCACCCGCAGCUCUGUCUGGUUUCCAAGUUAAUUCAAGAUCAAGGCCAAAUAGAGCACAGAGAAGAAGUUGUAUCAUGAAUAUGACAGAUUCUGCGCCGAAUGGGAGAGUCAGUAAUCUUGGGUUGCAUAUUGUUACCUCUAGGAUAUCUCGCAUGAAUAAAAGAAGACCACGGAGAGGCCUCCCUCUUGAGUAGGGUAACACAGUUUGCUCCAACUAGACCAGUGCAUCUUUUGCUUCCCAUUUGAGGAUCCCCAAAAGAAAGCUGACAUUUUGUUUUCAAGAAUCCUCACAACCGAGCUUGGAAGUGUAUCUGCAGCUAUGAUGUGCAAAGGGAUAGAAUUUAGAACAUGCUUAAUCAGGAUCAGCCUCCCUUCUUGAGAUAAGUUUUUCUGCUUCCAAGUUGUUAACUUAGAGUCAAACUGAGCAAUAAUAUCACCACAAUAUUGAAUCCUAUUUAUUCCUUUAUGAAGAUUAACCCCUCAAUACUUCACUGGAAGAUUAGACCUCUUCAUGCCCAGUAGUCUUUCAAUAAUCUUGCUUCUGGCUGUAGCAUUUUUACCACAAAUAAAUUAACUUUUAUCCAAAUUCACUGUUUGACCAGAAGCUUUUUGAUAAGAAUCCAAAAAUCUAUUAAAGUUCAAAAGUGAUCUUGAUUGACCAUUAAUGAAGAUUAAAAGAUCAUCUGCAUACCCAAGAUCAGAAACAGGAUAUCCAAUUUCACCCAUCCAAUAAGGCAGAAUAUAACCCUGUUCCAUUUGUCUUUUUAAACCCCUAGAAAAUGCUUCAGAUGCAAGAAUAAAGAGAAAUGGUGCAAGUGGAUCCCCUUGUUUGACCCCCUUUUAGGCUGAAAAUAUCCUUGAGGAGUUCCAUUAAUCAAAAUAGAAAAGAAAGUGGAUUUCAGAUUUGAGAUAAUGAGUGAAACAAAAUGAUCUGAAAAUCCAAAUUUGAUUAGUUAUUAGUAUUUCCUGCUGGAAUUCCCAUGAGUUUACAAAAGCUUUGGCCAUGUCCACCUUGAUAACAACAUUUGUACCUCGAGUCUUUUUGUCAAUAGAAUUGAUCAUUUCUUGAGCAAUAAGGAUUUGCUCAGAAAUAUGCAUAAACCCCACCUGCUCCUGGGAAAUCAGUUUAGGCAGAAUUCUGAAAGUCUAGUAACAAUGACUUUAGUACAAAUUUUGCUUAUAAAAUUUAACAGACAAAUAGGUCUAAAGCCAGAGAAGGUAUUUGGAUUUUCUUUUUUUGGGAAUUAAGGCCACCAGAGUACUAGAAAUUCCUCUUGGUGGAGGGAUACCCAAGAAAAACUCUUGCACUGCUUUUACAACAUUUGUCUCCACGAUUGACCAACACUUCCUAAAAACUUUCCAUUGUAGCCUUCAGGACCCGGGGCACCAUUCUGAUUGAGCCCCCAAACGGCUAGCUUAACUUCUUCCAGGGAUGGAAUUUGCAUAAGCAUGAUAUUAUCCUCAUGAGUCACUAACUGUGGAAUAUAUUGCAGGAUUUCACCAGUAUCAACCUCAAUUUCUUUAGAAUAAAGAUCAACAUAGAACUUCUCAGCGGCUUUUCCAAUUUCUUGCAAUGUGUUAUAAACCUUGCCUUUAGAAUCCGUAAUGGAAUUUGUCUGCUGUUUCCUCCUUCUGAUUUUGACAUAAUUGUGGAAGAAAUGAGAAUUAGAAGCUCCUUCUUUAAGCCAUUUAACAUGACCUUUUUGCUUCCAAAAUUUCUUUUCAAGUUUGUAUUUAGAUAGUAAUAGGGAUUUCUUCUGGCACCAGUUCUCUCUAUUACCCGCAGAUGGGACCUCCUCAAACUCUGUUUCAUCGUUAAGAACCUCCUCUUCACAUACUUUGAUAUCCUCAAAUAUAUUCCCAAAUGUCUUUUUGUUCCAUUCUCUUAGAUCGUUUUUCAAUCCUUGCAAUUUGGUCACAAGUCUUCAUUACACCACCAGUAUGAUGCCUUUCCUAGCUUUUUGCAACUGUGCCUAAAAAAUCAGGAUGUGAGAGCCAUGUUCUGAAACUUAAAAGCUUUAGGACAAUGAUCAGAAGGAGCUCUAUUAAGAUGAUUAAUAGAGAUCUGUUCUAAGGCAUCAAAUGAAUUUAUUAUUAAAUAAGCACCGAUCUAAUCUUCUCCAUAAACGACCAUUAGAUCUCACCCCAGUCCACAUAGACCACUUAGGUCCUGUGAAAGGUAGUUCACAUAGACCACAAAAAGCAAUACAUUCAUUAAAUUCCGCCAUCUGCUUAAGAAAAUUCCAAAAAGGUCUUCUAUCAUUAACUGUCUUUUCUUUCAGUAAUAACACCAAAACGCAUCAUUCAACUCAAUAGUGUCUGGCACAAUGUAGGAAUGAAGAAGUGUAGAGCAGCAAAACCCACUACAAGCAAAUUCAUCGAGAGAAGUCAACCGUUGACAUUCUUACAAAUAAUAACAAUUUACCCAACGAAAACAACUGAGGCAUACAAUCUAUGGUCCCAUUAAUGCAUACAGCUGAAGGGAGAGCAGGAGCGCAUCCAAUAAUAUACUGGAGAAACUACUACAUGGCAAAGAAGUUUUUUCACUGAACCCUACAGGCCAUGCGGAAUAAAUGUCUGUCCAACAGAGCCUUCGGACAUAACCCUUCUCACAUUGCACUCAAACAACUUCAGAUUUUCCCUCACAUUGCUCAUGCCUUUAUUUCCUCUUUGCUUUUGAUUUCCUUUUCCGCUGCAUAUUAUACAUAAUACACAUAUAUAAAUACAUAUAUAUGUAUAUAUAAGGUGAAAUGAUCAAACACUUGCUAAAGAAAGAACUAGUUAUCAAAUACUCUGUAUGCUGUAAAAAUCAAAUUGAAUGAUUUAUCAGUAAAAACAUUUGCAAAUAAACACACAUCAUAAAAGAAAUUAAAGUGUUUCUUUACAGAUCAGAAAACUUUAGGAUAACUAAACUUUCAAAUUGAUGCAUAUAAAUGCAUUUGACAAAUAUCACAUUACAAUAAAUUAUAAAUAAAAUGGAAGGAAAAAACUAACCAUAGAUCCCUUUGAACUCUGUCCAUAUCCAGAUGCAAAUUCAGGUGAAAAUGCAAAUGAAUUUAUGGCUUCUUCCAAAGGUUUUACGGGAAUGGCAAAAUCAAACCCCGCAUGUUGGAAGGAAAUCAGCCCUACAAGUUGUCCAAUAGCAUCAAAUAUGGGACUAUCACGUCCUUUCAAUCCAUAAUUGUUUACAAAACUACACUCUGAAUUUACUUGAUUUUCAGUUGUAGCUCGCAAUCCACGCAUUUGAAGCAACCCUACAUUCUCACCUAAACUCACCGGAUUCACCAUUUCAACCAAGUCCUUCACCCCUCUAUAGGUAUAGGUCAAAUGCCCCACCAAAAGAAUGAGAGAUGUGGCAUUUCUAAGAUAAACCAUAACAUAGAAAACUUGCCCAACAUUAUCCUUUCCUAUUUCUGGCGCAAUUUUCCGUAAUUAGAUGUGUGAUGUUUGCCUCAAUGCGCCGGUUGGACUAAAGAAUAACACAAUGCACUAUUCUGGUAUGCUAAUUGUGCUCCAACAUAAUCUCCAUUUGCACUUCUGACAUUAAUUUUUGAAAUUUUUUCAUCACCUAAAUAACUAGUAAGAAUUAAUUCAUCUCGUCUAACACACACUAGUGUAAUACUCUUCUUCAGUUGUAUUAAUCUUCGGGUUUUCCGUUUGAUACAUAUCUUCUAAACAGUUUUUUUUGCAUUUUAUUAUAAAAACCAUUCAUUUGUGAACAACGUAAGAGUGACCGUGCUUCAACCCCAGAAGAAAUAAACUAUGAUGUCGCUAGUUAAUUUUCAUACUUAAUCAAGUGCGUUAGUGACCAACUAUAAACAAUAACAUGAGUAAGUAGCAUUUGAUAUUUCAUCUUAUGUGUAUACAUAUGCAUAAGAUGAAUUAUUAAAUACUACUUAAUAGCAUGAAAAUUAUUUCUGAUGUUACUGUUUGUAGUUGGUCACAAUCGCACUUGACUGAGCAUGAAAAUUAAAUGGCGUCAUCACAGUUUAUUUCUUCUGGCUUUGAAGCACGGUCACUUUUAAGUUGUCGACAAAUGAAUGGUUUUUUAUAAUGAAAUGUAAAAAACUGUUUGGAAGAUAUGUAUCACACCGAAAUCCUGAAGAUUUAAUAUAGCAAAAGAAGAGUAUUAUACUGGUGUGUGUGUUAGAGGAGAUGAAUUAAUUCUUACUAGUUAUCUGGGUGAUAAAAAAAUAUCAAAAAUUAAUGUUAGAAGUGCAAAUGGAGAUUAUGUUGGAACAUAAUUAGCUUACCAGAACACUAUAUUAGGUUAUGCUUUAGUCCAACCAUCGCUUCAAGACAACCAUCACACUUUUAAUUACAUAAAUUUUGCGCCAGAAAUAGGAAACGAUAAUGUUGGGCAAGUCUUCUAAGUUAUAGUUUAUCCUAAAAAUGCCACCUCUCCCAUUCUUUUAGAGGGACAUUUGGCCUAUGCCUAUAGAGAAGUGAAGGACUUUUGGUUGAAAUGGUGAAUCCAGUGAGUUUAGGUGAGAAUGUGGGGUUGCUUCAAAUGCGUGGAUUGGGAACUACAAUUGAGAAUCAAGCAAAUUCAGAGUGUAGUUUUGUAAACAAUUAUGGAUUGAUAGAGGGACGUGGUGGUCCCAUAUUUGAUGCUAUUGGACAACUUGUAGGGCUGGUUUCCUUCCAACAUGCGGGGUUUGAUUUUGCCAUUCCCGUAAAACCUUUGGAAGAAGCCAUGAAUUCAUUUGCGUUUCCACCUGAAUUUGGACAUGGACAGAGUCCAAAGGGAUGCAUGAUUAGUUUAUCCUUCUCUUUUAUUUACAAUUUAUUGUAAUGUGAUAUUUGUCAAAUGCAUUCAUAUGCAUCAAUUUGAGAGUUUAAUGAGGAUGUUUUUACUUGGACUAUAAUUUGUUGGUCUGAAUUGGUCUGGUUUCUUUGUAUUUUUAUAACUAUCCAAGUCUGGUCUGGGACAAAUUACAGUCUAAGUAAAAACAUCCUUAUCUUACAUGUUUCUGAUCCGUAAAGAAACACUUUAAUUUUUUUAUGAUGUGUGUUUAUUUGCAAAAUGUUUUUACUGAUAAAUCAUUCAAUUAGAUUUUUACUACAUACAAAGUAUAUGAUAACUAGUUCUUUCUUUAGCAAGUGUUUGAUCAUUUCGCCUUGUGUAUACAUAUAUAUGUGUAUUAUGUAUAAUAUGCAGCGGAAAUGGAAAUCAAAAGCUAAGAGGAAAUGAAGGUAUGAGCAAUGCGAGGGAAAACCCAAAGUCUAUCUAUAUACAAAGCUAAGUGAAAAUAUUGGCCAAUUUCCCGCUCAAAACCGUCCCAUCAAAUAAGUCACAUGUUGCGUGUUGGAACUUCUAAUACCCGAUGGUUAACCCAGGGAAUGGAUAGAUGAUAAAGGUGUCUGUUUAAUUUUUGUUUAUACAGAGGAGGUCAAAAAGACUUCAAGAAAGAUGGCACAUGUUUCAAUUCCCUUGCCGAUUGUACAUCUGCAUCCACCAUUCUUUGGCCAUGGAUUGAUUGAAAGCAGGCCAGAGGUUUCCAGAGGAGGGCGUUAUUAGAGCUGAGAUGUGGUCAUCCAUUUUUAUGGGUAAUUGUCGCCAACAUCUCGGUGCGUGCUGCCCUUUCAGCGUUUGUGACCACUAGGAACGAGAUAGGAAUAGGCUAAGGAUAUUUGGCAGGGACAACUAGCAAUGACGUGUUCAUCAAUCGGCGAUUGGUGAUGUGUCACAGCUGCGACCACAUCCGAUUGUGCGCGUUCGAUGGCAAGUGGACGGGGAUUGUGUCCCCAACUUUGACGGAACUACUGUUUCAAAUACCUAGCCAGCCUUAAACUGCAGCAAAAGGUUAUUCAGAUGGUCAGAAACAGUCCUUCAUCGAUUCCUUGAGCUUCGGGAACCAUUUCAGUGACAUGGGCAACACACAGAAUGGUUGAGGAGUUAGCAAGACUACAAACAAGUUCUAAUCAGGUCCAGGUUCACUCAGCUUCAGGUCUACCAAAUUUAAGUAUGAAACUUUAAUUGCAAGCGUAGUACAUAUUACUAAAUGCAUAUGGGCUUGAAGAAGAAGAUGGAUAAGGUUUCUUUGGGUUUGGGGCUUCUGGUGCCAAUGCACGACCAGAUUAUUUUUGGACUAGAGAGGCUCACCUCAGCAGCUUGAAGAUGUGUCACCUACAUCUAUCAAUUUCUCAAUUUCAGAUGGAGAGUGAGCUAUAUUUUAUUACAGUUGCGACCAGAUCCAGCAAUGGAUGCUUGCACGUUCGAUGGUGAGUAGAUGAGGAUUGGGUCCUAGCGUCAGCAGAACUACAGUUUCGGCUACGCCAACCAGUUUAAACCACAACUGGCGGUUAUUCAAAUGGUGAGAGGCGGCCCUUUCCUUGACUAUCGUUCGAGCUUCAAGAACCGUUUCAACAACAUUCGCAAUACCAGGCAACACUCAGAAAAGUUGAGCAAGUUAGCAAGACUACAACCACGUUCCAAUCAAAUCCAGGGAACCCGGUAGGAGGCAGCGGCGGCGGUAGCUACUGUGGAUAAAUUUGAUGUUAUUAGCAAGGAGAAGUUGAUGUUCAUUUCUUUGUAUUCCAUGAUAUGGGGUGAAGAAAGCAGGUUUCCAAUUUCGGAGAAUCCUGAGCCUAAUUUGAAAGAGCCUAAGUUGUAGUAUUUGUUUUAAUACUAUGUAUUAAAUCAGCAUAGUUAUUUAAAAAGUGCGUAGUAUUAAUUUAACAAAUACGUAGUAUAUGAUUCUAAAACAAGAGUAUAUGUUCUUCAGCUGUCAAAUAUGAUUGUUCCAACAGAUUUUGUGUGGUUGGAUCAAGAUAUCUUAUCACCACUUGUGGAGAAGAAGCAACAAUAUAACUAUGAGACCAUGGACUUCUGGGAACAAAUCAAAACACCUGGGAUGUCUUUGAAGUGUUCCGGUCUCUACUUUUCUCAAUUUAGAUGCACAUCUCCCCUUCUUUUGGCAAGCGGGGAUGGCACAAAGAACAUGUUGAUCACUGACGAUGUUACAUUCACCCUUCUGUGAAAGUUCAUUGACUUCAAAGAUUGGUCCUAAUGUUUAGUAUUGGAUCUCGUGCAAGGCUCAUUGAUGGGGAUUCUCAAGGACUUUAGAACGACUCGUAUAAAUACCCAUUCGACUGAAUUGUCUCGUGCUCCACCCAAAUAUUUCACGCAGACUUUCUCCCCCAUAGGGUUUUCACGCCUCUGCUCUCGUACGUCUCGCCCAGCUCGCCUCUUCUGUCCCAGAUGGGUGAUUCACAAGGUAAUGCAAAAAAAAAAGGAUUAUAAAACUUGGACCAUAGAAGAGAGUAAUGUCUUGCUUCAGCUAAUGGUUGAAAGUGCCAAACUUGGCCUUCGUGAUAUAAAUGGUGUGAUAAGUAAACAAAUGGUAGAGACCAGACUCCUUCCUAAACUUAAGGAAAAGCUUGGUUAUGAAAUUAGUUUUAAUCAUUACCAAAGUAGACUCAAAUGGUUUAAAAAACAAUACUCCAAUUACUCUCAACUUAUGCGGCACAACUCUGGAUUCGGAUGGGAUGCAUCCACAAAGAAAUUCACUGCUUCCGAAGAAGUAUGGGCUGACUACCUGAAGUCACAUAAAGAACAUGCACACCUUCGAUCAGAAACUUGUCCGGACUAUGAGGAUCUGAGAAUCGCAGUGGGAAAUGGAACUGCAACUGGGAUGGGUGCAAUUGGUCUUGGUGAAAAUACAGAUGCUACAGUGUUAGGAGUAAUGGGAUUAAAUAUAUGGAUGAAAUAAUGGCCGAAGAUCCUAAAACAUUUAGAAAUGUAUACAGAAUGUAUCCUAACAUUUUUCAAAAAUUAUGUUGUAUCCUAAGAAACAAAACGCCUUUAAGAGAUACAAGAUAUAUUUGUGUUGAAGAAAUGGUGGCAACAUUUCUACUUAUUAUCGGCCAAAAUAACCGCUAUUGUCAACCAAGAAUGAUAUUUAAGCGGUCACACUUCAGCAUUAGCAGAAGCUUCAACAAAGUAUUGAAAGCGUUGAAUACAAUAGCUCCCGACUUUAUGGCCAAACCGGAAUCUGUACCACAUGUCAUAAGAGAGAGUACAAGGUUUUAUCCUCAUUUCAAGGAUUGCAUCGGAGCAAUAGAUGGCACUCAUAUUCCAGCAAUCGUACCUGGACGAGAAGUGAACAGCUAUCGAAAUCGUCACGGGACUAUAUCUCAAAAUGUACUAGCUGCUUGCAACUUUGAUUUGCAAUUCAUAUAUGUGCUUAGUGGUUGGGAGGGUUCUGCCCAUGAUUCAAAAGUGUUAAAUGAUGCAAUUUCAAGACCAAAUGGUCUUAAAGUUCCACCAGGAAAAUAUUAUUUGGGGGAUUGUGGAUUUGCAAAUCGGUGUCAAUUUUUAGCUCCUUUUCGAGGUACUCGGUAUCAUCUAAAGGAUUUUGGUGGUGAAGGAAAUCACCCUGUUAAUGCGGUUGAACUAUUCAAUCUUCGUCAUGCUUCUUUAAGGAAUGUGAUUGAACGGAUAUUUGGAAUAUUCAAGUCACGCUUCACAAUCUUCAAAACAGCACCUCCUUUCUCUUAUAAAACACAAGCAGAAUUAGUUUUGGCAUGUGCAGGAGUACAUAAUUUUCUUCGACGUGAAUGUCGAUCUGACGAAUUUCCUCCGGACCCAGAAGAAGACCCACCUAGCGAUGAUGAGGACAAUCUUGAAUGGGAUAAUUUUCAGACACAAGAUCAACAAAGGGAAAAGGCCAAUGAGUGGAGGAUGAAUCUUGCUACUCAAAUGUGGGAAGCUGCAGAAAAUGAAUAAUUUUGAUCCAUAGUUCAGUAGCACAAGACGUUUGUUCCCAUUUUGUGCAUUGAUGACUUUAUUUUUUUUUUCUUAUAAUUUUUUAAUGCUUAUGCUUGACCUCAUUCGGAAUAGAGAACAUUAGCUAUUAUAUUUGACAUUAUUUGUCAUAUUUUCUAUGUAGCGAUUCUUAUUUAUUAAAGUUUGAUUUGCUUUGUUAAA
Cuscuta epithymum is the source of this 9221-nucleotide messenger RNA. Lineage: Eukaryota; Viridiplantae; Streptophyta; Magnoliopsida; Solanales; Convolvulaceae. The record is from the annotation of a GenBank genome assembly.